GGAUGCACAACCUCCUGUGCGUUGUCGACGACGAGACUCAACUCGAUGGACCACGACGAUAAGUUCGUGACGCGAGUGCGCAAACGAUCGUGCGAAAUGAUCGACGUGCAGCAGCAACGGUGCUCGAUCGCAGCUACCACCAGCCUCGUCGUCGUCGUCGUCGUCGAGUGAAAUGAAAUCUAGAAUCGUUUCGAGAUAGGAGACCAUGGCAGAAAGCGAAGAUACGCAGUCGCUGUUGCUACGUCGCCUGAUGGUCUUCGGCGGAGGUCAUCAUUAUACCGAGGCCGAUCAUCGCAGCAACCUCCUCAAGGACUAUCCGCCCUGGCUGCUGACGUUCGCCGCGGCCUGCUGCGUCCUGUUCAUGCUCAUAGGCAUACCGGGCAAUCUUCUCACGCUGUUCGCUCUCUUCCGCACGAAAAAGUUCAAAAACGCGACCGCCGUCUUCAUCAUGAAUCUAUCACUGUCCGACCUGAUGUUCUGCUGCGUGGUCCUGCCGCUCGCGGCCUCGAUGUUCUGGCACGGGGUCUGGCUGCACGGCGCCUUCUUCUGCCAGCUCUUCCCCUUUCUGCGCUACGCCCUCGUCGCUGUAAGCCUGUUCACCGUACUGUCCAUCACCAUCAAUCGCUACGUCAUGAUCGGCCAUCCGAGACUGUAUCCCAAAAUCUACACGCCGAGAAAUCUGCUCUGCAUGGUACUGUCCACGUGGGUGGGUGGCUUCGGCGCCCUGCUGCCCACCACCUUUGGCGUCUGGGGCCGCUUCGGCCUCGAUCCUGCGAUCGGCAGCUGCUCGAUCCUGCCCGACGCCAACGGGCGCACGCCCAAGAUCAGUCUGUUCGUGCUGGCCUUCGUGGCGCCCUGCCUGUCCAUCGUCGUCUGUUACGCGCGCAUCUUCCACAUAGUGCGACGCACCGCCCUCAAGAGCCGUCGUCGAGACGCUGAACAACAGCAGCAGCAGCAACGUCGAGAUGCAACCGUACCCCCGGCGGUGAUCGCCAAAACUGAAUUAGCGACGGAAAAAACAAUUACGCUGGCCAGGAGUAGGAGAAAGAGCGGCUCGGCGCUGAGCUGCCAGCUAACGACGGCGAGCCACACCCACGACACGGCCCAGACCACGACGUCGCUGUGCUGCGAGGCGACCUCGGCCCAGUCGUGCCCGCCCAAGAUCGAGACCCGACGCUUCUCCCUGGCGAGGCUCGUGGGCAGUCUUCAACAACAAGGGACGAUGACAACGAGCAACAGCAACUACCUGGAGGCCACGACGACCAGUACGCACGAGACUGCCUCGGCGGCCUCCUCCAGCUGCGACGUCGUGCUACCCGAGCUCAGGAUUCAGGACAAUGAUAAUUUCACCAAGAGUCUGCAGGAUUUUCCGUACAUUGACGUGCCGCAGCAGUCACAGCAGCAACAACAACACUUACAGUCGAGAAACGAUUCAGGCCUGAUAUUGGACUCGAGCUCAUUGCCGGCGGCCGUCGAUCUGAGCUCGAGAUUUCUCAGUCCACCGAUCACUUACAGAUACGAGGACACGUCGGACGACUGCGCGAGCUCGCGCUCGGACUCGCCCUCGGCCUCGGAUCGUCCGUCGCAUCGACGCUUCAGCAGCGCGAGCAGCUACAACAACCCUUACAAUGGGGGCGGUGGUGGUGGAGCAGGAGGAGAAGAUCCGAAUCACACCAACGAUAUCCGCACAGCUGACGACAAAAAACCAGCGGCGGUAAUCAUCUCGAUCGCCGGCGUCGAUCAUCAUCAUCGUCACAAUCAUCAUCACCAUCAUCAUAAUCAUCGCAAUCGUCGUCAUCACAAACGACGUCGAUCGAGAUUUCCGAGUUUUCGCCGAGGGCACAACAACAACAACAACAACCACGACGGCACCGGAAGAAUGACGGCCAAGGACAAGAAGCUGCUGAAAAUGAUCCUGGUGAUAUUCGCGGCCUUCCUCGUCUGCUACCUGCCCAUCACCAUCAGCAAGACCUUCAAGCUCAACAUACUCGAGUGGCGGGGCCUCAACAUCGCCGGCUACAUACUCAUCUACCUCACUACCUGCAUCAAUCCGGUGAUCUACGUGGUGAUGAGCUCCGAGUAUCGCCACGCCUACAAGAACAUGCUGCUCUGCAGGAUCAAGGAUCAUCGCGAUAAUUCGCGCGGAGAGAAGCAGCAGCAACGACGAAGGAGACGGAGACAGGCGGCGGCACACAGACACAGUGCGAGAAAGUGAUUAUU
Molecule: messenger RNA, 2220 nt
Organism: Trichogramma pretiosum
Lineage: Eukaryota; Metazoa; Arthropoda; Insecta; Hymenoptera; Trichogrammatidae
Exons: 5
Coding region: 206-2215 (669 amino acids)
Biological process (GO): G protein-coupled receptor signaling pathway
Cellular component (GO): membrane
Molecular function (GO): G protein-coupled peptide receptor activity
Source: RefSeq, a predicted model, not a curated record